AUGCCUCCCGAGCCCGUUUCCACCUAUGGCCAAGGCCGAGCACCCCUGCCUCGGCGUCACCGAGCAAGGCUUCGCCAUGUGGACGCCAUCAUGGGCAUCACGAAGCCAUCGAUUCGCCGUCUCGCCCGUCGUGGUGGCAUUCGACGUAUAUCGUCGACAAUCUACGAUGAUGCAAGAAUGGCGUUGAAAGCGCAUCUUCGUGAAAUCCUUCGAAGAGUCGUCAUCUUGAUGGGUGGUCCAGACAAUGAACUUCGCCAUGGAGUCAACGUUCCACAACGCAAGGUGAGACUCCUUGGAUAGUGGCUACUGAGGAAGAAACUCUUUGGGUUGUGAGUUGUAAAGAACCUAACCUGUGGCCUACUCCUCAGAUCGUCACCACAAAGGAUGUCAUCUACGCUCUCAAGCAGAUGGGUCAUCCCCUAUAUGGCUUUCACGAGCCAUAUACGACAUCUCGCCGUGGGCUUAUGAUGCCCUUCAGAACUUGAGCUUGUGUUGCUGUCGAAGCGAGCCAAAUUCAGUCAAAGUCAGUGUGUCGCCACAUGGGGACCUUGUCUUGACAGAUACUCUCACAUCGAAUACUGUCCUCAAUCCGAGUUGGAUUUUCCAAAAGGGGUAAUUUGUCAUCAGAAAACGAGCCAUUGAGGUUUUCUUCUUUUCAGGUCGUGUUGGAAAAAUGAUGGUGACAUGGCAUAAGUACCAACAACAGAGAGGAAAUCAUGUACACAUGUCCUUUCUGCUCAGAGUCAAAAGACCAGGACAAGAUCAAAUCAGCUAAUAAGUGCUGACGAAUUCGGAAGGAAAGGAUUGAAGUGCCAAUGUCAUGCAGAGGAUCAAGCACGGAAUACCAGGGAGGCAAAGGAAUCAGUGAUGGAUGACAGUAGGGACAAGAAAUGGUAUGAGGAAUUGUCCAUCACAACAGAAUCAUCACAUGAACAAAAAUCAAUCCGUCCGAGACCAUAGGAUUGAAAAGUUGAAUCAAUGUGUUCAUUCUUGAUUCCUCAGUAUAUACACAAGAGCCUGAGGCCAAAAGGUUUAUCCAGUUCCUCGAGAAAUUGUUCAACAUUGCAACAACAGUU
This is a messenger RNA of Exophiala oligosperma, 1076 nucleotides long. RefSeq lists its product as uncharacterized. Gene Ontology annotation, molecular function: structural constituent of chromatin; protein heterodimerization activity; DNA binding. The transcript has 5 exons. The record is from RefSeq and is a predicted model, not a curated record. NCBI's taxonomy places the organism in Eukaryota, Fungi, Ascomycota, Eurotiomycetes, Chaetothyriales, Herpotrichiellaceae. Gene Ontology annotation, biological process: nucleosome assembly. The coding region runs from base 1 to 300 and encodes 99 amino acids.